AUGCUUUUUUUUCUGUAUAGACCAUUAACUGCUGAAGAUAUAGCACAAGAACGUGAACUUAUUAAACAAAAGGAAGCUGAAGAGACAACAACAACAAAUGAAGAAUUAACAAAUGAAACUGUAGAAAACGACGAUCAGUCGACGACAGAAAAAGAUGUUAGAGAUUCAAUAAAAACAGAAUCGAAUGAAAAUGUAUUUCUUGCAUUUGCACGUGUUUAUAGCGGAAGAUUAAAACAAGGACAAAAAAUUUUUGUUUUAAGUCCAUGUCAUGAUCCAACAUUGUUCGUUGGAAAAGUAAGAUUAAUUAUCUUACUUAAAAUAAUAAAUUUCGUUUCUUAG
Molecule: messenger RNA, 339 nt
Organism: Rotaria sp. Silwood2
Lineage: Eukaryota; Metazoa; Rotifera; Eurotatoria; Philodinida; Philodinidae
Source: the annotation of a GenBank genome assembly